CAGAGGGCAAAAAGACAACAGUAGCAAGGGUCCACCGCAGGGGCGCGUGUCGCGCGUAUGGCGCUCGAGCGACCUCGAUGACCGCGUAGCCCAGAAAGGAAAGCGUUGGACCUGCAUGUGAGCGAGGACAAGCGUAGGGUUGAAAGCGCGUGCGCUCUGCGAACAAGGCAGUGCAGAGGCGGCUGGACGAGUCAUGUCACAUCAUCGAGCAAGGCUUCGUUCGGUGCCCGCCUUUGCAGGAUCGCGGUAAGCAGGCAUGCUUGCGUAGACUGACCGAGAGAAAGACCUCAUGGACAAGCGUCCAGAUGAUCCUCGCACGGCAAGCCACACCAUCGAGAUGGUCAAUGAACUCCGCAACGGCUUCAAGCAAGGUUCGCCGUGCGCACAGCAUACAAUGCAUCCCCUUGAUGAAUGCUACCGCAUCACAUCUCCCCACGCUAUCAGUUCAUCACUCACGACAACUUCACGGUACCCUCACAGGCCGCCCUUGCAGCUGAUGAUGCGGUGGCUGAGCGCGGUACAAUAUCCGACCGCGCGCACCUGGCUCGUGAUGUUCGUCGGUGCCAUCAUUCUGUCUCAAGUCCUAGAAGAUGUUGAGUGGCGCCAACGGUUCCUGGCCUAUGGUGACGGAUUGGGGGUCCAAGGCCAACGGUCGAAGGAAGUGAUGCGCACUUUCCAUCACAAGCGAUUGUGGGAGAGUACAAGAAGGCAAUUUCAGCUUGUCACUUGCUCUUCGUCCCCCUGCACCUCUCUUCUCGUCUUCUCAUUUUCCUCGACCGUACCUGUGAUAUCCUGUCUACCUUACCUUCUAACCAUUCUUCUUCUUUCGCAGCACACGUUGAUCGUGUGACUUGCCCGUUCUUACACGCACCCCCCUUCGAAAAGCGAGAGUGCUCCUUAUUUCUACAUCGCUUAACCUCAUCUGUUCGCGCUGUAUCUGCUCGUUCGUCCAUAGGCAUCGCUUCUGCCCAUCCGCUUGGCCUUUGGUGACUUUCAAUCUACCCAGAACAUCGCUACCAGCUUUCGCAAU
Messenger RNA from Ceraceosorus bombacis, 1030 nucleotides. The record is from the annotation of a GenBank genome assembly. Lineage: Eukaryota; Fungi; Basidiomycota; Exobasidiomycetes; Ceraceosorales; Ceraceosoraceae.